Porites lobata is the source of this 4170-nucleotide messenger RNA. NCBI's taxonomy places the organism in Eukaryota, Metazoa, Cnidaria, Anthozoa, Scleractinia, Poritidae. The record is from the annotation of a GenBank genome assembly.
AUGCUUCAGCACAUCAAUUUCAGAAUGCGGUGCACAUUGCAAGAUGGCCGCAGUUUUAUAGGAACUUUUUUAGCUUUCGACAAGCACAUGAAUAUCAUUUUAGGAGACUGCGACGAGUUUAGAAAGAUCAAGCCAAAGAGUAGCAAGGCACCAGAGCGGGAGGAAAAAAGAAUUCUUGGUUUGGUUUUGUUGCGAGGAGAACAUCUUGUUUCUUUGACUGUUGAAGGGCCUCCUGCCAGUGAUGUAAGUCCUACUUAUCAACAUUAUUUGCUGUUUUCACACGAGUACUCUGUGACACUAAGCUGCCACUUAGUAGUAGCAAGCAAUUGUGCUUCGCUGACAACUUGUCAGAAUAGAAAAGUAUACACUACCAAGUUUUGAACACCAGAGAUAAGCUUAUGAAAGACCCCUGCGCUCUCUCUUGUGCAUGUAGUGGUUGUCUUGCGUCCUGUUCCUUCAUAAAAAAACAGUAAAUAUGAAUAGCGUUUGAGCAAGAUGAUGUUGCAGAUUAGGUGUAGAGGGGUUAUGGAAAUUUUGUGUGCUUUUAAAAUGACUAUCUCUAUUUGAAGCUGGCUUUUUAGGUUGGUUUCUGCAUCAUCACUGCAGUUGCUGAAAUCAGUUCAGCCAUUGUAUCAAUCUCAACGAUCACAGUGAGACUCAGCAAUCAGGCCCCGGUUGUUCAAACGUUAGAUAGUGCUAUGCACCGGAUAAAUCACGAUCUACGGAGUAGUGGAUAAGUAUUAGGGAAACCAAUAAUAAUUAUUGCACUAUCCACUGGUUAGAGAUUUAUCCGGUGGAUAGUGCUAUCCACCUUUUGAACAACUGGGGCUAAAUGGAAAGCAGCCUUGAGAUACUGUGGAAUCCCAGUAAAUGAAGCCCCUACCGGUAGGGCUGCAAUGAUACAUUUUGCCAUUAAACAUACAAGGGCCGCAAUAUGACAUGCUAUAACACACAUGUGUUACUGACCAAGCAUGAGUUCAAGACAGCUGGAUACCAGUCAAGUUUUUUUCUUGCGUUUUUGUGGCCCAAGACUAAGUCGAGGUCAGUAAAAAUGCAAAAAAGAACUAGGCCAAUAUUCAGCCAUCUUGACCAAACAAGUGUGGUUCAUAAAGAAUUUAUUUAUUUAUGUGGGAAAUCCCAAGCAGACAAGAUGGACCCAUCUUCCCCACUCAGGUAGCCAAUCGAAAAAAAGGUUUGACUAAAUCUUGGCUGCUCUCAAACUAGCAAUUCCUUCAGAAGUUUUCCUUAUUUCUGUUAUUAUUUUGACAAGUAGAAAAAGACACUGGUCUGACUCAUUAUGACUUGUGUCUUACAGUCCAAAUCCAAGCUUCUUGGAUCUAAUGCUGCUCCAGGUACAGGAAUGGGUCGUGCUGCCGGUCGUGGAGUUCCUGCUCCAUUGGCGCCUACAAUUGCUGCACCUCCAGGUAUGUGAUUUGUCUGUUGUUAAAGAUAUUUUCUUUGCUGUGUAUUAUGAUCAGACUUUACUAAAGUUCUGGAUCCUGUUGUUCAGUUUACAAUGUUUUGAUAUGUCCUUAUUGCCAAAACAUUUAAUGCAAGUUAAAAUAAGUUGACUUGGACAGUGCAUUAAACUUGAACUUUUUAUAAAGCUAAUUAUUUAGUAAUAACCAAAGGUUACGGUGUGCGGGCAACAACGAUUGAAGGUUAAAACGCUUUUGCUCCAAUGCUUUGCUUUGCGUAUGUUUCACUUGACAGACUGUCAAAACAUGUGUGAUUAGAUGAUGAGUGAUCGAAGGUCCAAACGUGCGUGAUCAGAACACAUGUGUGUUAUGUGCAUUCCAUUCAUUCUUAGUGGAAGUUCAAAUGAAUGCUGGCUACAUACAUGCAAUGCAUGCAUAAUAACAACCUGAAGCUUAGGAUUGCUGUCCCCUCUUGUCGCCCGUAAUUAGCAUUCGACUAGCCAUUGUAAGAUUUAUGUAUUGACUUUUGAUAAAGAGCAGUAAUGAAUACCCAUUGACACUGCUGGAAAGAGGGCCUGAAAAUGAGGUAACUUAUCAACUCUGAUGGCGAUACGUCUAAAUAGAGCAAAGAUUUUGCUCCACAAAGUCACGAAAUUUUACGGUUGUUUGUAUGGCCGUGGCACGCACGAACUUUCCCCCCACCUUAUACAGUGCUGUGCGUGUCUGUAAAAUUCUGUGACUUUGCAGAGCUAUAUCUUCUUUAGUUUUCAACAAAUCACUUUCAGACUUUGUGGAUUUUUGUUUACUGGUCCCUAAACCAUUAAUUAUUAAGGGUCUGUAAUGUGCAUAGGUGAUUGAUGAGUUAACCAGUGAUAUUGUAUUAUCUUGUAGGACUUGCUGGGCCUGUUAGAGGUGUUGGUGGACCAGCAGCUCAGUUGAUGACCCCACAAGGAAGGGGAGCGCCUGGUGGUAUGUAGUUUUGUACAUUCAUUUAGGAAGCCCUGUUACAACCCUCAAGUUACGACCAUUUUGGUCCCCAUGGAACGUAAAAUUUGGAAGCUGGCAACUUGAUUAAUUUUGUAAAAGUCUCCCUAAACUAAAAGAGUUGGUUGCAAAAUGGUAACCGAGCAAAAACUUUAACUUGGAGGGUUGUAUUAGGGCGAAAUUGGGAUAGACGACAAGGCCUGGAAGUGGCAUGAUGAGUUGAAACAGUGACAUAGACAAAGACAAGCGCCAAACAUAGUAAAAUGCUGACAGGGACAUGACUUCCUCCUCAGUACUUGAAAUGAGAGGUUUUGGAAUUAAGACGAGGGACAUGGGUACCAGCCCCAAGAGGGCCUCUGUAGUGGAAUGACUUGUAUUUCGGAAGUGUUGUUUGAAGCUUGUUUCAGUCUUGCUUUAUAAUGUUAGAAAGAAAAUAAGAAAAAAUAUUAGUUUAUUUUCAUGCAUUAACCUGUGUUUCUUACCUACUAUCCUUGCAGGUGGCCCACCUCAACAGGGACCACCACCGUCAGGCCCAGGGGGCAUGCCUGGUCCCCCUGGAGCAAUGGGAGCUCCUACAAGAGGACCCCCUCCUCCUCGACCACCUCUUAUGCCACCAGGAGGUAUGUAUGCUGUGCAGUUAAGAACUUUGCUGCUUGAGCAAAGCCUGUUUGAGAACUGUAAAAUAGCUUCAUGUCUAUUUUGUAGUUUCUCUUCCUUUUCCUUUGAGUAUUCUGAUAUUUCAUUCACACUUUCUUUCUUUCUUUCCAGGCUUAUUUUAAGGCAAAACUAUUUGAUUAUAUAAACCACUAGCAUACUAAACAAAUCCUUAGCUUUUAACAGAAGGUUUAUUUUGGUAUGUUUGACCUGUUUUCUGCAGGUCCUCCACCAGGAAUGCCGAUGAGAGGUCCUCCCCCUGGAAUGCGUCCCCCAGAUAUGGGCCCCCCAGGCCGGGGUAUGCCCCCUGGUAUGCCACCCCCAGGCAUGAUGCCGCCAGGAAUGGGCCGUGGACCCCCUGGCAGAAUGCCACCUCCAGGACUCAUGGGAAGAGGUAAGAUUUAAGGCUACUGGCUCUCGGAUACUCUUGAUGAACAAGAAGGACCAUAUUGAUGAGUGUAAUCCACAACUAUUAGAGCCUUCAUGUAGACAUCUCAUGUGACCUUUGUGAAUUAUCAGGAACCAGGCAUUCAACAUCUAAUUGUGACGAAGCUUUUCUAGCCCCCUAUAAAGACUAGUUUUGUCUAGUCAAAAAUUAUAUUGGGCAAUAAAUUUGUAAAUUAUCAACCCUUAGCUGUCCAAUCAGCCUUGUGUUUAACUUUAAGUAUAAAUUUAACAGUUAGGUUUGGCUUUAGCCCAUCACAUGCAUCGCCAUCCACUGUCCUUUUCUCAUGAAAGCCUCGCUGUGUCAGACUACUUGACUUUUUAUUGAUUCAACAGUUACAUCAAGAAAGGUAAAAGUGAAUAAAAACACAGCCCAUCAAAGCAGAUAAGGAUUUCUUCAACCAGAAAAUAAGGAUAAGUCAUGAGUCCCUCUCCAGAAGACUAACUCCUUUAUUGGAGCUAGCUUUUGUGAAGGCAGUGAAUGUGGUGAAAAAAAUGAAAAUUUACAAGUCUAGCAUGCCAUCACGCAUUAUUUAUCAUUCUAAGAGAUACGUUUAUACUUCUGCUCAUUAAUAAAGCAAGGAAUUCAAAGGGCAUUGUAAUACUUUAAUUAAUGAUUUUCUGUUCUUCUAUAGGACCACCGCCUGGCAUGAGGCCACCGCCCCGUUAA